AUGCCUCGAGAGCAGCUGAAACAAACAUCGUAUACCAUCGAUGCCGGACCGCUCGGUUGGCUCGAAGGCCUAACUUUGACCACAGAAACCGGAUCAACUAAAUUACACUAUUUUGGGGGCAUACCCUAUGCUCUUCCGCCUGCUCGAUUUCGCCAGGCGAGCCGUCUCCCAGAACGAUUCAGAUAUGGCACUAAGGCGGCACCUGGAAUAUAUACCAAGAGGGCUGCCGUGUGUCCUCAACCCGGGUGGCUGGGGCCAGCGGACGACACCAACUGGGAUGAGAACUGCUUGCAAGUGAAUAUUUAUAUACCUGCGGGUACUCCUCCGAGAGAAGGAUGGCCGGUCUUCUUUUAUAUUCAUGGUGGUUUCCUACAAUGGGGCAAUCCGAACAUGGAGCCGUCUGCUGUAGCACCACUUCUCAGCGAGACCGCGUUUCAGGCCAUCAUGGUAUCGCCAGCGUAUCGUGUCAACGCACUUGGAUUCCUCGCGAGCAAAGAACUGCAAGCUGAAGCUCGUACACAUGGAGAGCCUAUUGGAAAUCAAGGGCUCUGGGACCAAAGGCUUGCGCUUGAAUGGACUGCACAGAACAUUGGCUUCUUUGGUGGUAACCCCAACAAUAUCACUGUGGGAGGGUACUCUGCCGGCUCUCAUAGUACCUUUCAACAACUUGCGCACGAGCUGUACGCUGUGCCCAAGGACAAGGCUAUCAUCAAGAGAGCCAUUAUGUGGUCGAACUCCCCAGGAGUGCAAGCCAAAGAUCUCUCUGAAACUCAAAAGCAGUUCGAUGAGCUGCUACAUGCUCUGGAUAUUUCAGCAUCUCUCUCUGCAGCCGAGAAGCUGGAACGUCUAAGGGCAGUCCCGAUACAUGAUCUUAUUGCAGUCCAGGAUAAGUUGAAGAUCUCGGAGUUCAGAGCACUCUCAGACGGUGACUUUGUGUCAAAGAACAUCACGGCUCACAUCAACAGCGGAGACUUUGCAAAACGAAUGAAAGCAAGGGGUAUCAAACUAAUGAAUGGAGAGUGUAGAGAUGAACAUCAGCUCUACCAGGCGUGGAGAACUCCAGCGAACUCGUGUCAGGACGUCUACACCAGACUUUGCGGCGACUACCCCGAAAUUGCAGUGAAACGAUUACUAGAUGUCAGCUGCGGCGAUCAACGCAAGUUACCAGCCGGCAGUAAAGACUGGCAAGACGCCUUUGGACGCCUUUAUGCCAACAUGCAAGUCCACUGCCUAGAGCGAGGCUUUCAUCGUGCGUUAGUACAAGGAGGCCUUGAGCCUGGCAAAGACUUGCUGCGAUAUCGUUUCAACUGGCGAACGAAGAGCUGUGAUUCGAAGUUACCUCCUGAUUGGGGAGUCACCCACGCGACUGACAUGUCCAUAUGGUUCUGGGGUCUGGAAGAUGGACUGACUGAUGACGAGAAGAAGAUCUUGGCAACUUGGAACGAGAACUUCGCAGACUUCGUCAAGGGCAAUAAAGUGAAUUGGGGCACGACAAAGGUCACAGACAUGUUGAGACUGCGGGAUGACGGCGAGACAGACAUUUGGACCGACGAUCGCUGGGAAGAAGGUCUCAAGGUGUGGGAUGCCGUCAACGGUCAGGCUGGAGCUGGAUUGUUAGGGUGGGUGAGAUCCAAGCUAUGA
This is a messenger RNA of Zasmidium cellare ATCC 36951, 1641 nucleotides long. RefSeq lists its product as uncharacterized. The coding region runs from base 1 to 1641 and encodes 546 amino acids. The transcript has a single exon. Lineage: Eukaryota; Fungi; Ascomycota; Dothideomycetes; Mycosphaerellales; Mycosphaerellaceae. The record is from RefSeq and is a predicted model, not a curated record.